AAAAGAAGAAGAAGCCACCAUGCUCCAUUACGCCGUCCCACUUCUUCCACAACACCAUUACUUUUGUUCCUUCCGACUUCCUGACUCGGUCCUAGGCGCAUCACUAGGAUAUUGCUUAUAUCGGAAUCGGAAGCAAGGGAACUAGAGAAAGCCAACAAAGCAAAGGCCGGCUAUUUCACCCCAAGGCCCGGUUUUCUCAAUUCAAACAGUCCAAACACGCUGUGCACAUCCUCCCAAACGGGCCAGCCUCGACUCCACACCCCGCCAUUUGUUAUUGCCUUCUCAAGGGACUGGUGGUGAAGCGUUCAUCUACCUCCUUCCGCUCCACACCUCGCGGACCUCCUCCGAGAGCACGCAUACUAUAUCAGCCUGCGGCUAUGCAAACUCUAUAUCCAUCGUACCUAGAUGCAUGACCCUGCCACCCACUCAAGGCUAUAAGACGCUGCAUGACUUCAACCCCAAUUCCCAUUCUACCGUCUAGCAAUUCAUCCCACGCUCCAUCAUCCUCCCUGCCUGCGUGCAUACAUAUACCCUCAGCUACCCUGGCUACGCGAACUAAGACUACCUUUUCUGACACCCCGCCGCGCCAGCUACCACGUGCCUCCACCAUGACGUCGCAUACUACCAUCCCCAUCAACGAGGACUGGGAGUUCAAGCAGGUCGACUCAGAAAAAUCAAAAUGGCUUCCCGUCGCCCAAUUCCCCACCAAUGUGCACCUUGAUCUCAUCGCCAACAACAUCAUCGCAGACCCGUUUAUGGGAAAGAACGAGCUCGAUGUGCAAUGGAUCGGUGAGGCAGUGUGGGCGUACAAGACGACUUUUGAAACUCCCGCUAUAGGCACAGAGGAGGGUUCUGCCGCUAAGGCGGUGCUGACUUUUGAUGGCCUGGACACGUACGCCACAGCGGUGCUCAAUGGCACUGAGAUUCUCAAGACGGAGAGCAUGUUCAUCCGGGAACGGGUGGACGUCACAGCCUACCUGAACAAUGACGGCCCGAACGAGCUCGAGAUCACAUUUGACAGCGCCUUCUUAAAAGGCAAGCAGAUUGUUGACAAAUACCCAGAGCACAAGUGGGGGUGCUGGAAUGGUGAUGUCUCAAGACUUGCGGUGCGCAAGGCGCAGUAUCAUUAUGGAUGGGAUUGGGGACCAACUAUGUUGACCUGUGGACCGUGGCGCCCGAUUAACCUAGAGAUCUACGAGUCGAGGAUAGCGGACCUCUAUUUCCGGAUGGAUGUGGAGGAGUCGCUCAAGGCGGCAAAGGUCAUCGGAAAUGCGGAUGUCGAGGGCUCAGCUUCGCUGGUCAGGUUUGACAUUACGCUGGAUAGAGAGGCUGUGGCUAGCGAGCAGGCAAAGGUGGUUGAUGGGCGUGCAACAGCUACGUUCAAUAUCAAUAUCACUGACCCGGCGCUGUGGUAUCCUAUCAAAUACGGCAAGCAGCCUCUUUACACAAUUACCGCUACGCUUGUGGCUACGCGCUCUGAGGCCUACGAUAUUCACGUUGAGAGCAAGAGGUUCGGGUUACGGAGAGCUGAGCUCAUCCAGCGGCCGCUGAAGGACGAGCCGGGAGAAUCAUUCUUCUUCCAGGUCAACAACGUCCCUAUCUUCUGUGGAGGCAGCGAUUGGAUCCCAGCGGACAACUUUCUCCCCCGUAUCGGCCCUGAGAAGUACUACGAUUGGGUGAAGCUGGUGGCGGAUGGCAAUCAGGUGAUGAUCCGCGUGUGGGGUGGUGGUAUCUUCGAGGAGCAGCCGUUCUACGAUGCGUGCGACGAGCUGGGAAUACUGGUGUGGCAGGAUUUCCUGUUCGGAUGCGGCAACUACCCCGCGUUCCCCGAGUUCCUGGACUUGGUGAAGAGGGAGGCGGAUGAUAACGUGAAGAUCCUGCGUCACCAUCCAUCGAUCGUUAUCUGGGCCGGAAACAACGAGGAUUACCAAUAUCAGGAGAGCGAGAACCUGACCUACGAUUUUGAGAACAAGGAUGAGGAGAGCUGGCUCAAGACCGACUUCCCGGCGAGAUAUAUCUACGAGAAUAUCCUCUCGGACACAUGUAGGCAGCUCAUCCCCGAUGUGCCUUACCACCCCGGUAGCCCGUGGGGUAAGGGGCGCGAUACACACGAUAACACCGUUGGAGAUAUUCAUCAGUGGAACGUGUGGCACGGCACCCAGGAGAAGUAUCAAAAAUUCGACAAGCUGGGCGGACGCUUCGUCUCCGAGUUCGGGAUGGAGGCCUUCCCGAACAUCAAGACGAUCGAGUCCUUCCUGCCACUCGGCAAGGAUGACCCAGACCGCUACCCACAGUCCUCAACCGUCGACUUCCAUAACAAAGCCGACGGGCACGAGCGCCGUAUCGCGCUGUACCUCGUGGAGAACAUGCAGUAUUCCCCCAACCCAAUCGAGCAGUACAUCUACUCCACGCAGCUAAUGCAAGGCGAGUGCCUCGCGAGCGCCUACCGCCUCUGGAAACGCCAAUGGAAGGGACCCGUCCGCGAGUACUGCGCCGGAGCACUGGUAUGGCAGAUCAACGACUGCUGGCCCGUCACCUCGUGGGCCAUCGUCGACUACUUCCUCCGCCCCAAGCACGCCUACUACACCGUCAAGCGCGAGAUGGCGCCGCUGUCGUGCGGGAUAUGGCAGGAAGGACUCGAUCGUCUUGAUCACACGCGCGUCUACGUUGACACCAAGCACACUAUCGAGAUCUGGGGCUCUAACCUGACACUGUGCGACAUGGUAGUCGACGUCGUCGUGUCCGCCUUCGAUGUCGAGACUGGCAAGGAAACUUACAACAAGACGGUCAAGUCAGCGUUCUACCUGCCACAGAACCAGAGCACCGAGAUUAUCGCCCUGGAUGUGCCGGUCAAGAAGCGCGACGCCGGCGAGGAGUCCCGCGCCGUCGUCGCGGCAUACCUGUUUGAGGACGGCGUGCAAGUUGCGCGCUACGUCAACUGGCCUGAGCCGCUCAAGUACGCGCACCUGGCGAAGCCUCAGUGCCUCACGGCAACACUGACGGCGGAUGCACGCACGGUGGAGAUUAGCGCCGAGGUGCCGAUUAAGGGGCUCGCGCUGGAGUGUGAGGACGAUGAGGUGAAGUUUGCGGAUAAUUUGGUGGAUAUUGUGCCGGGUGAGGUGGUGAGGAUUGGGGUUUUGGGGGCCAGGAAGAAUACGGUUAUUGGGACGAGGUAUUUGGGGAUGAUUUGAGCGGCUCUUGCUGUGGAGGGGGGUGGGGGUCUGAUUGGGAUGAGAGAGGGAUGGGGCUCAUACAAGUAAAAUGAUUGUAUGCUUUUGGGGGAAGGGUGAGAAUGAAAAGAACGGAAAGGAUAGAAUGCGGG
Molecule: messenger RNA, 3322 nt
Organism: Pseudogymnoascus destructans
Lineage: Eukaryota; Fungi; Ascomycota; Leotiomycetes; Thelebolales; Thelebolaceae
Gene: MAN9
Product: Beta-mannosidase B
Exons: 3
Coding region: 447-3191 (914 amino acids)
Biological process (GO): glycoprotein catabolic process; carbohydrate metabolic process
Molecular function (GO): beta-mannosidase activity
Source: RefSeq, a predicted model, not a curated record